Molecule: messenger RNA, 1762 nt
Organism: Lathyrus oleraceus (garden pea)
Lineage: Eukaryota; Viridiplantae; Streptophyta; Magnoliopsida; Fabales; Fabaceae
Exons: 5
Coding region: 79-1491 (470 amino acids)
Molecular function (GO): nucleic acid binding; zinc ion binding
Source: RefSeq, a predicted model, not a curated record
UUGGCAGCCUCAACACCAUCUCUAUCUAUCUUCGUUUCCGUUCUUCUGUUCCACUUCUCUCUCAGAGAGUAUUCAUCAAUGGCCAAUAUCCCCGAUCCAGAUAUCGAUGACGAUUUUCGUGAUCUUUACAAAGAGUACACUGGUCCCCUAGGAUCUGGAUCUGCUCAAGAGAAAGCAAAAUCAAACAAAAGGUCUAAUCCUGGUUCUGACGAAGAAGAUGAAGUUCGUGACCCUAAUGCUAUUCCAACUGGUUUCAUCAGCCGCGAUGCUAAGGUCUGGGAAGCUAAAUCCAAAGCUACUGAGAGAAAUUGGAAGAAAAGAAAAGAAGAAGAAAUGAUUUGCAAACUGUGUGGCGAAUCAGGUCAUUUCACUCAGGGUUGUCCAUCUACCCUUGGAGCAAACCAUAAGUCUCAAGAAUUAUUUCAAAGGAUACCUGCAAGAGACAAAAAUGUAAGAGCACUUUUCACCGAGAAAGUUAUAACUAAGAUUGAAAGGGAUAUUGGCUGCAAAAUUAAGAUGGACGAGAAAUUCAUUAUUGUUAGCAGUAAGGAUAGAUUAGUUAUGGCUAAAGGUGUUGAUGCUGUGCAUAAGAUAAGAGAGGAAGGUGAACAAAAAGGAUCUUCCAGUUCUCACAUGAACCGAUCAAGGUCACCGCCACCACAACGAUCAAGGUCACCACCACAUCAGAGAAGUCCUGUCAAUGCCCGGUUUCAGCGUUCUGAGCCUCAGAGAUCUCAUUCUACACCACGGAAUGCACCCCAGUUUCAGCAAAGGUUUGGCAGGCAAGAGAGGGCUGUCGAUGACCGUGUUCGAGAGGACAGUCAAAAGUUUUCAAGAGAUUCUCCACAAGCUUAUGGGAAUAGUGGACCUAGAGGUCGUUCAAGCCAGUCAAGAUCUCCAAGACAAGCAGCCUCACAUGCAGGAAACUCUUAUAAUUCAUUUGAUGGGCGUAAUCAUAACAUGAGCACGUUUAGAAAUGAUGGUUGGGAUUCUCAUAGGAGAGAGGUUGGUAUCCAACCUGCCCAACAGUUUGAUCACAAUGCUUCACCUAAGACUCUUGAAGAAUUAGAGUUGGAGUAUAAAAAGGAGGCAAUGGAGCUAAUGAAAAUCCGUGACAGAGAAGAAGAUGAAGAAAACUUCAAACACCGUGAGGCUAUUAAAGAUUUGAGGGAGAAGUACAUGAAUAAAGUUGCUUUGGUGAGUGCCACACACGCAAAACAAUGGGAUGAGUUUUUUAAGCUUGACGCUCAGAGGCGUCAACAACAGGCAAUCCAGCAAAUGUCUCCUGGGUACCGUGGUUAUAAACAGCAGAAUUUUGCUGACUAUGAUAGGUCCCCUGUCAAUCCUCCUUAUGGUGGAACCAAUUUACCUUUGGAAUCAAGGAACAGGUUCUCAAACAGUACAGAGCCUUCUUAUCCUACAAGACCUCAUGAUAAUUUUGGGGAAUUUCAUAGGCGUGGAGAUUUUGCAAAAGCUUACAACCGAUAUUAAAACUCUUUAUCAAGUGGGUCCAGAUUGAUCGAGUAUGUGUUAAAUGGAUGGAAGAAGUUCGUAAGGUAGGUAAGUGUGUUGAUUAAUCUUAGGAGUGGGAAGGGGCAAUCGUUCUGGUUAAUGGGUCCAGUUGGUUUUUGAAUAUUGUUGCUCAGUCAUGUUAAGAACUCUGCUGUAAGUUGUGAUCCAUUGUUUGCUAUCCCUAACCGGGAACAUGGUAAUACUGUUUGGGAUUUUCCUAGGAAUGAAUGAAUUUUAUGCUUUGUUGCAA